Molecule: messenger RNA, 1257 nt
Organism: Lizanozyma spartinae
Lineage: Eukaryota; Fungi; Ascomycota; Pichiomycetes; Serinales; Debaryomycetaceae
Gene: PRP3
Product: U4/U6-U5 snRNP complex subunit
Exons: 1
Coding region: 1-1257 (418 amino acids)
Biological process (GO): mRNA splicing, via spliceosome
Cellular component (GO): U4/U6 x U5 tri-snRNP complex
Source: RefSeq, a predicted model, not a curated record
AUGAGUCGACAGUUGAAUGAUAAGCUGACUGCCAAAGGUUCUGGCGGCCUAAAUGUUGAGAUCCAUCCGUUACUUAAAGAGAUUACCCCAACACCUCGACUACCCAAGAACCAUAAUCCUUUGAAGCGAAAUGUUAGAGAUGUCUUUGACCCUACCGCCAUUAAUCCCUAUUUGAAUCAAGCUGAUACCGCCAUUAAAGCGAAGAAACACCGGGGGUUUGAAUUGGCUCCUCAGGGGAAGUUUAUAGCCGAAGCCGAUGCUCUUCGAAGUCAGCUUAAAGCUGAAGCCGAACAGAAUAGACACGAAGAAGAAAUACGGCUGAAAGGGCUUGUACCCGACAUAGUCAUAGGCGAAGACAAGUACAGACUUGAGAACCCUCCCAUGGUUGAGUGGUGGGACAAGCCUUACUUAACGGUUAACAGUUAUGAAGAAUGUCGCUUGGAUGAAUCCAAGAUAGACUACGAAAAUGAAUCAGCACCUGUGACUGAGUACAUCCAGCAUCCAGUGUUCAUAGUUAAUAAGGACAGUUCAACAACAAUGAGUCCGGCUGCUUCUACUGCUGUGUUUUUGACGAAGAAGGAGAUGAAGAAGAUGAGACGAAACGAACGGUUACAGAAGCUUAAGGACAAACAAGACAGAAUAAAGUUGGGCAUAGAUCCUCCGCCUCCCCCUAAAGUCCGCUUAUCCAAUCUUAUGAAUGUUCUUGCCAAUGAAUCGGCAAGAGACCCCACAGCACUAGAGAUGAAGGUGAGACAUGAGGCCAAGGCUCGGGUCGACCAGCAUUUGAAGCAAAACAAACAAAGACAACUCACCAAGGAAGAGAAGCAAGCUAAGAUACAACUGCAACAUGAAAGAGAUUUAAGUAGGGGGAAGUUUAUGGUAGUGUUUAGAAUUGAGAGUCUUAACAAUGGGAAACAUCUUUAUAAGAUUAACAUGAAUGCUAAACAAUUGGAGUUGAACGGUAUAUGCUUACAUAAUCCCAAAUUUAACUUGGUGAUAAUAGAAGGAGGUAGCAAAGGGAUCAAGUUCUACAAGAAGUUAUUACUCAAAAGAAUAAACUGGAACGAGCAAGACGAAGACAGUAACGACAAUGUCGUGGAGAAUAAGUGUCGAAUAGUUUGGGAGAAUGAAGUGAAACAAUUGACUUUUAAGAAAUGGUCUCAAAUGUAUACGCAAGAUGAUGAGAAUGCUGUGGAUGUACUUCGGGCAUUUGGAUUAGAAAGUUAUUGGCCACAAGCGUUGGCGGUGGAAGAUUGA